AGUGGCUCGUCACAACAAACACCUAACCCAAACCACUCCCAAGUGACAUACCGGUGCAUUUAUCUAAGAAAUUCAAAUUAGCUACAUGGCCAUGUUGCGAAACCAAUGUAGUAACAUUGAUACAUAACAGCUUCCGUAUCUCCGGUAGGUCUCGUCUUUUGUGAAAUAGUUAUAUUAAGGUUUUUGUGGCUAACAGCUAACGUCGGUUAAACAGAAUAUUUCGCUUAUGAACUGAGGUCGAUGUUGUAUCAUGGAGGAUUUGUACAGUUAUUUACCUUAGUCAAAAGGACUUGGGCAAGGGCAGACAAGAGGAGGUACACACUCGGUUUCUUCGCCAUGGGGAACUCCUGCAGUAAUCAUCUUGGGAUCCCUCCAGCCAAGGGCCCCAAUGCCGUGGGCUGCACCGACUUCAUGAUGGACCACACUGCACAGGGCAGCUUCUUCCGGCUUUACUAUCCAUGUCAAACAACUGAAAAAGCAGAAAGACCAGACUGGGUACCGUGCAAGGAGUAUUUUAACGGUCUAACGGACUUCAUGAACAUCAACAGGACUUUCGGUGAAAAGAUUUUCAACUACCUCUUUGGGUCCUUCAAGAUUCCAGCCGCCUUGGAUGCUCCGUUUAAAUCAAAUGCCAAAUGUCCUGUAAUCAUCUUCUCCCAUGGCCUUGGAGCUUUUAGGACUUUGUAUUCAGCUAUAUGUGCAGAGUUGGCCUCGCAAGGCUUCAUUGUGGCGUCCGUGGAACACAGAGACCAGUCGGCCUCAGCCACGUACUAUUUUCGUGACAAGACCGAGUCAGAGAAGGCGAACAAGAAUAACGGGCCUAAAACAUCUGGCUCGGCCCAGGAUGACAACUUGGUGAGAGAGUGGAUGUACUACAGACGUCUGAAGCCCGGAGAGAGAGAGUUCCCCCUCCGCAAUGAACAGGUGAAAAAGAGAGCCGACGAAUGCAUUCGGGCUCUGGAUAAACUCAUUGAAAUCAACUCGGGGAUAUCAGUGCAAAAUGUUUUGCAAACAAAGUUUGACUGGACGACGUUGGAGAACUCCAUGGAUCUGUGUCGGAUAGCAGUGAUGGGGCAUUCCUUCGGCGGGGCAACAGUGAUCGAAGCACUGUGCAAAGAGGUUAAAUUCAAGUGUGGCGUAGCGCUGGACGUCUGGAUGAACCCUCUGGAUGACGAGAUCUUUCCCCGGGUCAAACAGCCGAUCUUUUUCAUCAACUCGGAGAAGUUUCAGUGGGCGGGAAACAUCAGCCGCAUAAAGAAGCUGGAUUCAGCCGUCAUCCAGAGGAAAAUGAUCACCAUCAGAGGCACAGUCCACCAGAGUUUCCCAGACUUCACCUUCCUGACAGGCAACUGGAUCGGCAAGCUGAUGAAGCUGCAGGGAGAGAUCGACCCGGAGCUCGCCAUAGACCUCUGCAACAAAGCUACGCUAGCUUUCCUGCAACGCCACCUUGGUCUAGAGAAGAACUUUAAUCAGUGGGACCCUCUGAUUGACGGCCAAGAUGAUAACCUCAUUCAAGGAACCAAUAUCCCUUUGCUUCAGUCUGCCAUCUGAGCCGCGCCAUGUCCUGAGGAAUGUAGCUGGGAGUCAGUGCAACGUUCCCUAAAAUGUCAAGCCAGGCCUGCUUGGCAACGGACUAAGGAUAACAUCUGGAGUAAUAACUAGAGAAGAUCAUCUCUACAUCAACAAGAAAGAUUUGUUUUCCUCAAAAGAUCAAACACUCUGUUCCAUGAGGCCUGACUGUUGCUGAAGCUUCUGUUCACCGUUAGUGAAAUCUUUACUUACUAGCAACUUCUUAGCGAAAUGCUGUAUCAUUUUCAUCUGAGUGUAUAUGAACAUGUUCUUUCACACAAAUACUGUACGUCUCCAAGGCUGUUUGACCUUAAGACAGACGAGCUACGCUAUGACCGUUUGAUUAUGGAACAAGACUUUUAAUGAGACACGUAUCCAACCAGUGAACUGAAAUGAAAAAGAAAUGAAUGUGAUUGAAUAUGAUCUGAUAUAAAGUAUUGAUCGAUUCAACAGAGGGCGGCGACACAAGUAAACCAGCAUCAUUAAAAGCUUACAAAACACUAAAAGGUUGCGUUGCAGCCAAAUGUGCCAUCGCUCACAGUACUGCUCAUCCUGGGUCAGUGUCAGAACUCUACUACUUUUCUACACCUGUCUGAAAUAUCUGCCAUGACAGAAAAUCAAUAAAUACAUUUUUUGCUAA
Etheostoma spectabile (orangethroat darter) is the source of this 2209-nucleotide messenger RNA. It is a transcript of the gene pla2g7, whose product is annotated as phospholipase A2, group VII (platelet-activating factor acetylhydrolase, plasma). The record is from RefSeq and is a predicted model, not a curated record. NCBI's taxonomy places the organism in Eukaryota, Metazoa, Chordata, Actinopteri, Perciformes, Percidae. Gene Ontology annotation, molecular function: 1-alkyl-2-acetylglycerophosphocholine esterase activity. The transcript has 11 exons. The coding region runs from base 241 to 1551 and encodes 436 amino acids.